This is a messenger RNA of Tribolium castaneum (red flour beetle), 1298 nucleotides long. RefSeq lists its product as uncharacterized. The transcript is spliced from 5 exons. The record is from RefSeq and is a predicted model, not a curated record. Gene Ontology annotation, cellular component: cytoplasm. Bases 88 to 1014 code for a protein of 308 amino acids. Lineage: Eukaryota; Metazoa; Arthropoda; Insecta; Coleoptera; Tenebrionidae.
GCCUGAAGGUGCGCUCGAAAGAGGCGAAACGUCGCGCAUGACAUCCGCCAGCUGGUCGCGUGAAAAUCACACGCGGAAACUCCGAAAAUGAGUACCGAAGAGGAACACAGUCUUGACUACAUCGAGGACCCGUAUUUCAACCCCCAGACGAGCACGGCAACCCCCAGUCUCGACGAAUUCGAUUACGACGUCCUCGAGACCGAGCUCGAAUUGUUCGAUCUGCGGCAAUUGGACUUCGAUGAGGCCAAUUGCAAUAGCUUGCCCCAUUGUGACGAAUCGGUUAACGUAGAAGCGGAAUUCUUUAACGUAAAGCGGGCCAAUGCCAUAAUCCGGGCCUUCUUCAAGAAGGACUUUAAGCGGCAAGUGCGCGUUACCUAUUGCGAUUUAACGAAACCAUACUUGGCAAAAUUACCGAAAGACAACAAUUUUCGCAAAUACUUAGAUAUUAGUGGCGAUGAAGAAGCGAUCCCUGUCGAUAACCACGUCGUUAACGACCUGUCGAGUCUCUCCAAUGAGGAGAAAGAACGACAACAAGCCUUAUGGAACGAAGAGCUGGCCCAAAUCGAGGACGAAAUCGCCACUCUAAGGACCGUCCUGGCCUCAAAAAUGCGGAGAAGUGCCGAACUGAAGCGCAACUUGGGGAUCACGGUGUGGAAGGAGGUUUCGGAGGACAUCAAUCAAGGGUUAAAAAAUGUGAAAGAGAGCAACGUAUAUCAGACCGUGGAAAGUAAAGUUGGUCAAGUAACCAAAGCUGUGACGGAUGCCCCGAUCUACCAGAAAACCACAUCGCUGAUUGGGGGAAUCACCGGAAACAUUACGAAUAAAAUCGGCCAGAUGCGCCAUUCCGAGUCGUUCCGCUCGAUAGAGGAGAAAGUCGGCAGUGCAUACGAAAAUGUGAAGACGAAGGUCGUGUCGCGUUCCAACUCGCAGCAGAGUUUGGACGAGGCUGGUAGGUCUCGGUCCGGAUCGGUGGUCACAAGUCCAACGAUCCCAGAGGAUAAGCCGUUGGCGUAGUUUUUAAAUCAAAAACUCAAAGCUGUCCCGGCCAAGAAUGCCUUCAUUGCUUUUCUGAAUUGGUCGUUACUAAUUUCUGAGUUAGUUUCGUUCUAGUUCCUUAGUUUUGGUUUAAGUUUAGCUUGAGAUAACCGUUCAGAAUGGUUGAAAGACUUAGAAGUAAGCUUAGGUUUUGUACAGAUUUUAGUUCUGAUUUAUAUUUAAGAGACUAUUUUCCAUACUGAUAUGGCUCUAUAAAGGUGUAUUACUAAUGUAAGCAUGGAUACAAUAAAAAUUAAGCGUCA